Messenger RNA from Leucoraja erinaceus (little skate), 8312 nucleotides. Its product is annotated as A-kinase anchor protein 12-like. Gene Ontology annotation, biological process: signal transduction; regulation of protein kinase C signaling. Gene Ontology annotation, molecular function: protein kinase A binding; calmodulin binding. The record is from RefSeq and is a predicted model, not a curated record. Gene Ontology annotation, cellular component: cytoplasm. The coding region runs from base 386 to 7027 and encodes 2213 amino acids. The transcript has 3 exons. Lineage: Eukaryota; Metazoa; Chordata; Chondrichthyes; Rajiformes; Rajidae.
CCGUGUGACUCUCCCUUUAUCUCCACUUCGCCAGAGUCGCAGGAAUGCGAUUCAUUCUAGCGAAACGCCUCCCCACCCCCCGAUCUCUGAGGUGUUUCUCUCAACAGAACAACCAGCCUGACAGUUGUCAGCUGGGGGAAGGGGGGGAGACUGGUGGGGAGAAUAUCCAUCACAUAGCAGGAGACUGUUGUAAUGUGCGUUCGGGUUGCCUCACUCUUGGCCCCAGCCUGCGAGUAGCGAGGGAGCACAUGCGGACUGCUUUUUAAUGAACUGUACCCAGACCGCGUUUAACCCAAGUGCUCUCUGCAGUCAGCUGUUCUCGCUCAAGCCUCCCUGUGUGAUAUAAAGCGUCAUUUCUUCGCCAGCUGGAGCAGUGCUUUGCAGAAUGCCGGGUGCUUUAGCAGCCACAGUUGGACAAGGAGACCCUGCAGUUGUAUCCGAAGGGGAAGAGAUGGAGGAAAUGGAGCUAAACCAGGAGGAGGUCCCAAUCAAGAGUGAAAGUGGAGAGCCGAUAAACGCCCAGGAGGGAGGGGACCUGCAGGAGGACACGGGAGAGCAGGCCGAGGAUGUGCAGGCAGCUGAGAUUGGCUUCAAGAAGGUCUUCAAGUUUGUCGGCUUGAAGUUCACCAUGAAGAAGGAGAAGCCGGUGAAGCCUGAGCCGGUCCAGCUGCUAACCGUGACCAGGGAAGAAAACAGCGGGGCAGGGGAAACGGGCGGUGAAUCCCAGCAAGCAGUGGAUGGAGGCACAGAAGCCAAUGGAAGUCCCAUCGAUGAGGCCGAGGGAAGUCCACCUGAGAUCCUCUCACCGGAAAUAGUGGAAGAGAAGGUUGUGCAAGAAGAAACCAAAGCACCAGAUGCCGAGGAACCGCCGGCAGCCGUGGAGACAAGUGGCAACGCAGCAGAGACCCCUGCCGUCGACUCGCCGCUGAAGAGGUUUUUCAAGCAAGGCUUUUUCUCGGGGUUGCGAAGGAAGCAGAGUUUCAAGAAGGCCAAGGACGAGCCGCUCAUCAUCGGGGAGAAGACGGAAGCAAACGGGGAGCAAGCCGUUGCCGCUGAAGCUGGGGGGAGCGGGGAGACGGAGCGCGCACCUGAGGCGCAGCCUUCCACUUCCCAGGAAGCGGCUGAAGUCCUGGCUGUUCCAGCACCGGAAGAAAAUCGAGGGGGAGAGGAGGAGUUUGAAGACCUCACCUCGGAGUUAGCAUGCGUUGGGGUGGCAAGCGAGCCACCGACCAUGGCAGAAAGCAAGACCUCGGAAACAAAAGAGGUUGGUGUCCCCACAGAGAACUUGGUUGCCAUGGAUACAGGGACAGGCCAGGUCAUCUCCAGCAUUGGAAAAUCAACAGAGGAAGCAGUGAUUGCAGAGUCUGCUGCCUCCAAAGCUGCAACGGAGCUUCAAGCCCAACAUGAGGAGAUGGCCCAAGAGAAACCUUCAGAACCCAUUGCCGCUGAGAGUGAGCUCCUGUCUUCACAAAGCUCCAAGCAGCAAGACAGCCCACUAAAGAAGCUUUUCACGAGCAGCAGCAUCAAGAAACUGUCCGGUAAGAAGGCAAAAGGCAAGAAAGGGGAGGCCAGAGCAAGGGACACGGAUGACGAGACAAAAUUGCAGUCUUCCACCGAAUCCGAAGGCAGCCCCGAUGGCCAAAAGCCGGACAGCCCUCCGACAUUCCUGGAGGAAACGGGCAAGGGAAUUGCGGCAGAAACGAUGGAAUCGGAUUUGUUGCACGCAGAGCAGGAGGACGCAAACGGCGGUGCUGAUGGGGAGAGGAGGAAGGAACCCAUCACUGCCUGGGCCUCCUUCAAGAAGCUGGUGACCCCCAGGAAACGACCCAAAGGGCCGUCAGAGAGUGACCGAGAAGACGAGCAGAACGACAAGGUGAAGAGCGCCACCAUGUCCUCUGCGGAGAGCACUGGCUCGGAGAAGCAAGAAGAACCCAAGUCCAAUGGCGAGGAGCAGAAGUUGGAACGGAGCGUCGAGGACCCAAAAAAGAAAGCGGAUGCCCCCGUGACUUGGGAAGCGCUGAUCUGUGUCGGGUCUUCAAAGAAGAGGACAAGGAAACUGUCCGAGUCGGAGCUUCAGAAGUCAAACGAGGAGGCCCAAAGUCCAGAGGGAAAUGGCCAAGCACAAGACAGUGCCGAGGAGGCGAAAGUCGGCAGCCCACAAGCAACUGAUCAGGAGCAAGGAACAGCAUCUCCGGAAUGUGUUGAGAGUCCUGUGGAAGGUGAGGCUCCGGAAGGGGCCAUCUCCACUUGGGAAUCCUUCAAGAGACUGGUCACCUCCAGACGCAAGUCAAGGUCCAAGCUGGAAGAGCGAGUGGAGGAAUCCGUACCUUGCCCGGAAGCCGCUCUUCCGGAAGCCGAGGCUGCAAAGGACGAAUCCUGGGUGUCUCUGAAGAAAUUGAUCCCGGGCAGAAAAAAGAAGAGGUCGGAUGCUAAGCCCGAGCAACUUCAGGGCGAGUCCGUGGGUAAAGAGGCGGCAUGGGCAGAGUUUGGAGGAAGCAAGAGCGAAGAUGAAUCGGAGACACCGGCAGUGGUGCCGCUCACCGAGUACGAUGCGGUGGACGAUGAGAAGGAGCACGAGGAGAGGCUGAGAGCAGGGCUCGAGGCGGUUCAGAAGGUGGAUGGAGUUAUCACUUCUGAUGCCGCUCAAACAGGGGAACUGGGCGGUGAGCCGACUGUCACAGGGGAACAUGGAUCCCUGGAAGGCAUCAAGAGCAGCGUGGACGAGAGGUCUCCAUCGUGGAUAUCGGCGGUGGUUUCAGAUGUAAUCGAGGUGGUUGAAGAUCAGGUAGCUGAGGAGGCCCCGGAGGCAAAGAAACAAACAGAAGAUGGUCACAAGCCCAUGUUGGUGGAAGAGGCCGGCAACGUCGAACCAGAUGAGGUGGCUGAGGAAGCCCAGGCGGUUCUCGCCAAGGGAGCAGCAGCAGUGGACCACCCGGCAGACGAGUCGUUCACCGAGGAGAUGGUCUCGGCGGUCUCGCAGCUGACCGAGACGCCGGUGACGACGGCAGAGGGCACGCCCGUCCAAGAGGACGAGGCUGUGGUGAGCAGGCAAACCCAGGAGGUGCUGGAAGAGGCUGCGGAGAAGGUGAAGCUGGUCGGGUCCUGCUACCAGACGGCAUGCAAGGCCGGCACGCAAGGUGCCGAAUCGGAGACGGAGAUUCCCACUGGGAAAAUCCCGUGCGAACAGGAGCCACUCGCUGCUCAGACACUGGCGGCAGAAUGUGCACAGAAAGCAGCCGAACAGAUCUCCGGAACAGCGGUGACUGGGGCUCCCGCACCCGGCGAUGUCCGGGAUGGACCUGGUGAAGUGAUCGUGCCAGUGGUGCAGCAGGGGACCGAGGCGGAGAGCAGUGUCCCAGCUGCAGUUGUGCAGGAGGUGGAAACACUUGCAGCACAGGCCGCCGCUCGGCCAGUGGCUGAGGUCCAGGAGAUGUUGUCCGUGACCCACACGAGCGCCGUGACCCACGAGAGCACGACAACCACAACUAUGAGCAAGGGCGUGGCCGUGAGAACCGAAAUAGUGGAAAUUGUACAAGUGCAGACCUCAGGGACUGGUCACGGAGUGGACAUUGAGGAACCAGAGGUUGCUGGGGUGCAGUCUGUCAAAGCCACUGAAGAGGGAGAUCAGACAGAACACCAGACAACUGAUGUUUCACCUCCACAGGUGGAGAAGACCGGAGCAGAGCAAGUCGUGGAAAGCGGAGAGACUGAGGUAAUCCCAGACCCAGUCACCAGGGAUGAAGAGGCAGCAACGGAGCAAGUGGGUGACGUGACUCCAGGUGAUGCUGAACAGGAAGGAAUAGGAAAGGUUGAAGUCGUUGAAAAUGCUCCAGAGAUGGGAGCGGAGAAGAUCUUGGGCGAAGGCUCGGAGGAUGCAGGUGUCCAGGAGGUUCAGCAGGUACAGGAACAGAGUGCAGAAGCCCCAGCAAAGGUUGAAGAGGGUGUGAUUGAGACGGUAUUUGUUGAAGAGACUAGGCAAAUCGUGGAGCCAGUGGACAUGAGCGCAGUCGAGAUCAGUGAAGAACACAUUGAGGUUACUCCAGCAAGUGUGACUGAGGUUCUACAUGGUGAAGAAACCAACCAAAUCACUGCAGUGGAAGGGAGCGAGACCAAGAGUUGUGCAGAGCCUCUUGAAACCAUUUCAGCAGUGGGAGUGACCGAGAGGGUGUGUGGUGAAGAGACCACUGAACUCGCUCCAGUGGGAGUAACAGAAGCUCUAUUGGGUGAAGAACCCAUUGUAAACGCUCCGGCUGUGGGAGUAACUGAAGUGCGGAGUAAUGAAGAAACAACUGAACUCGCUCCGGUGGGAGUAGCUGAGGCUCAAUUAGGUGAAGAACCAAUUGAAAUCGCUCCAGCAGUUGGAGUAACUGAGGCGCGGAGUAAUGAAGAAACAACUGAACUCACUCCGGUGGGAGUAGCUGAGGCUCAAUUAGGUGAAGAACCCAUUGAGAUCACUCCAGCAAUCGGAGUGACAGAUGUGAUGUUCACAGAAGUCAAUAAAACCAGUCCGGAUGAAGCAGCAGAGGGGGUGUGCAGUGAAGAGACGACUGAGAUCACUCUGGUGGGAGUAACUGAGAUGAUAGUUGGUGACGAACUUGCUGAUAUCAGCCAGAGAGUGACGCAGGUGGGAUACAGCGAGGAGACCUCUGAAAUCACCACAGCCGUCGUCUCGGAGGCACUACCUUGUGAAGAGCCCGUCAAAAUCUUUCCAGCAGUCAGAAUGACGGAGGCAGUGUGCAGUGAAAAGCCAAUAGAACUCCCUCCAGUUGGAGCUACUAAGAUUGUAUCCGGUGAGGAGCCUGCUGAAAUCACUCAAGUGAGCGCGGCUGAGGUUCUAUCUGAAAAGACGAUCAAAGUCACUUCUGCCGAUCCAUCUGAAGUUUUAGAUGGUGAGGAGAAGAUGGACAUUGCCCCAGUGGGAGUAACCAAGGUGUGUGCUGAAGAGACCAUUGAAGUUACACCAGUGGUGGGAGUGGAUGUGGCGCGUAGUGAAAUGGCCCAACCUGCUCCAGUGGAGGUGAGAGUAGAACAGAGGAAGAGUGACCAUGAGAAAGGAGGAGAAGAUAAAGCUUCGCAGGAGGGGGCUAGUGAGAGAAUUGAAGAGGAAGUACAGCAGGUAAUCAUCUCUGAAGUAGUUCAGGAGCAGUUUGUGGCCGUUGAGAUCCUACAACAGACUGUGGAAGUCCAGCAGCAUCAGCGAGUUGCCGCAGAGAAGCUGGAAACUAGAAUGGAAGAGGCCAUCUGUGAAGAGCUUGCUGAGGAGCAGAGAGCUCAGGAACCUCCUGCUGAUGUAAUGGGUUCAGCCCCACAAAUCCUAUUGCCCACUAGCAUUGAAGGACCAUGCAAAGAAACAAACAAAAGCGCCAUAAUUAAAGUUGCAAGCGUUGAUGUGACCAGUGAAACUGUCUGUGAUGUGCUGGAAGGUGUGAAGUCCGUGCAGCCCAAAGUUGAAGAGACUCUCCUUCCCUCUGAAGAAAUGGACACUGGGUUGGUUGAGGUGUCCCGAGUUUGCUGUGAAACCCCUCCAAGGGAGAAGCCUGAAGAACUACUCGUGGAAAUGGCCACAACAGAGACGGCAACCAAACAAGUUGAAACGGAAGUAACUAGCGAGCCACUGAACACGAUCAACAGAGGUGAAAGUAGGAGCCCGGGGCAGGCUACAGGUGGAGUGGAGAGUAAGCUGCCCUCCCAGGGCAAGUACAAACCACCACAGGGUGAACUCCAGUCCCCUGAAAAGAUGCAAUUUACAGCUGAUGACCUUGUCCAAAGUGACAUGGUAUCCGUGACAGUCCCCAAUGUUCAAAAUAUGGCUGCUUCGGUCAAACCACAGACUAAGGUGGAGUACAGUCACGCAACUGUCAAAUUAGUUACUGAAACAAUCUGUCCAACUGUUGAGAGUGCCCCCAAAGUCACAUUACACGCUGCUAUUACUGAUGAAUGCCGACUUAUACAGAACGAGACGGUGACUGCAAUGGAGGACCUACCUAUAGAUAAUAGUUCGGAGUCUUGCGAGGAGACUUUCUUGGUGACUGCACUUUCUGUGAAGGAGGGGGUCAUCACGGAGACACUAACAACUACAGCAGCAGAGAUUCCCGAGCAGUGUGUUGUGGAUGGGGGCGUGCUUCCAUCUGAGGACAUUAAUCAGACUUCAAUAGCAGUGACUGCGGCUGUCUUAGUGGAGUCUGCAAUAGAAAUGGCCUCGGGCUACAUGUCGGGCAGUGCCGAUGGCUCUGAGAUGGGCUCAACACUCGACGGGCAAAUGGUCAAGAGCUUUGUGAAAGAACAACUUGAACAUCAGCCGGCUGACUGCAAAAUCAAAGAAAAUGUUGCACAGAUAUCGGAGUGUUUGGAAGCGCAGAACGAGGGAGAUGCAAGUCAGGCUCUGGCAACUGAGCAGCUGAACAUGCAAACUGCUCAGGCUUUCAGUCAAGAUGCUCUGGUAGUUCAGAUGCAAGGACAAGAGAGUACAAAGAAGGAGGAAGAUUUACCAGGGCCACAAAAGGAUCUGGCGAUUGAAGGAACAUGUGAAGUGGUUGAUCACGUAUUGCAAACUUCAGGAAGUAAGGGCAUUGAAGGAGAAAGAAAAGUUGUAAUGCAGUCAGUGGAGGUGGUGUCCGAGACGACUGUAAGAGGUGAUCAGGUGCCAAUUGAGACUGAAACUCUUACAUCAGUGCAGACUAAGCAAGCAAAGGAAUUGUCUGAUGGUACUUCAGACAAUAUUUCAGUCUCUACAGAUGUGAUCAAAGCUGAAAGUUGCUCUUCCUUGGAGGAACAUGAAAGAAUAUUUCAUGCUACGGAAGUGGUAGAGAGAAUCAAACUCGAAACAACCCAACAAAUAGCUGAAGAGCAGACACUGCUAAAUGAAAACCUGGCUGCGAUUGAGGUGGAAACAAUGGUUCUAAUAGAGGGCAAAGAGACGGGCCAAAAUCAGAUGCCGGGGACAAAUGAAAAGAAAACCCAGGAAGUGGAGGCGAAGCCAGCUGCUUCAGAAUUUGUAAAAGAUGCAGCGGAGAAAACACCUUCUUGAGAUUUCCAGACAAUGGGAGAACUGAAUGAGAAGCCAGGGAGACUGGGAGAAUCUUGCUCUACUGUGACAAGACCAAGUACCACUGUCAUGAUGGUCCUGUUAAUUGACAAUCCUGAAUCAAUCCAAGAGCUUUACAUACACUAAUAAUUAUGUAAUCUAAUGUUUUUUGCUUUUAACCUGAUCUGAUGAUAAAUGCGACAUGUGAUGCUGAAGCAAUGCUGCUUCUCCACGGCCUGCAGGUUCCAUGUGGGGAAGGGAGUUGUAAUCUGAGCAUUCUGGGAAUGGUUGCAGUAUUUGUUCACUAGAUAAAAGACUCCUUUAUAAAUAUUGCUUAAUGUGAAACUUAAUUCUGAAAAUACUGGUAUUCUCAUUGGUUUGAUUAGAACACUGUGGAAUGGUUUUUAAGUCCCCUUUAAAUUGUUUAGGGCUUGGUUCUUGAUGCUUGCCCAAAUAUUCAAGUAGAACAAACCUCUUGACCUUGGAUAAGAGUGAAAUAGUCCUAAAGUGACACACAUUGGCCAGAACUCAAAAGAGCCUGACCUGCAUUGUGAGGGAGGGGCAACAAGAUUUUUAAAUCCCAUGGAGAGGUGGUGUAUUGUUCGGGUUUGACGAGCCAUGCAAUGUUUCUAAACCAAGGUUAUAGUUUUACCAAAUCUGUCACCAAUACUCACAAAGAUGACAUACAGUUGUCUCUGGCUAGUUAUUUGCAACUGUUGGAUUGGAAGAAUUGAAGUGGCGUUGUCUAAGGGAGUUGUAUGUUGGCAAAGGCCAGGUGAAGAUCCAUUACACUGGGUUACUGGUUGAGGUUUGUUUGGUUUCCUAUAACAACUUCCUAUGAUGUGCCUUGGUAUUGCAUACUAUUAAUGCUCAACACUUCAUUGUAUCAUUAUGGUUUUGAUGUUUCCUGUAUUUGUGAAGACCCCCCCCCCCAAUAAAUAUGCUUCCUAUUAUUAAAGCAACUGGGAGCCGAUUGUCCAGGUUGGAUAGUCCUUCCAGCUCUUUCCUCUCCCAUGAUAAACCCACUGCCCGAGUGUUAACACAUCACUGUCCAGUUCCUGUCUCGUGUUAGUGACAUUUUUCAGUAUGCCAUUAGAUUAACAUGGCAAUGACUGUACACAGAUUCACCACAUUUUAUUAACCAGGGCAGGAGCCACAAAGAGCUGUUCUCAUUAAUACUGCUGUGCUUUUAUAACUGAAUGUGAAAUUGAUAUUUGUACAAAUUGUAUUACCCAUGUAUCUAAGCCAUAUUGGAAUACUUCUACAAAUAAAGUAAUAUUAGCAUUAA